CAUCCCAUUGACAACGCCCACAGACAAGCCCCGCACAGCGUCCUCCGCCUUUGCGCUCCUCCAGGCCUAUUCAUACGCGACAAUUACCAUGGCAGGCCCCAAGAACACGCUCCUGAUCGAAGGCAGCUUCGAGGAGCUUACCGACGAGUUCGCACAAUACAUCGACAGCCUCAAAAAAUCCGCUGGCGACGAGAGCUCCAACCUCCAGGGCGAGAGCGCGGACCUGCUGAAGGAGAAUAAGAAAGAUGAGGUACUCAAGAAGCUGGUCGUGGGCAGCCAGGCGCUGAACCAGGCGCCAGAGAAGGAGUUCAUAGCGGCAUACAACCUCCUCAUCCACCUCGUAAACCAGUCGCCCAAUGUUUCCAUGUUCCUGCCCAAGAUCUGCCAGAACCUGAGCGCACCCAUCUCCUCGUCUCCCCAGAACGGCGGCGGUCUUGCCCUUUCCAUUCUCAGCACAAUCUUCAACACCACUUUGGCGAACAGUGAAGUGCGAUACCACGUGCUACUCGCUAUCCUCCGAGUCAUUCGCGCCACCUCAAACUUUGAGACGCUGCGACCGCAGCUGAAGCAGCUGGAUACCUGGCUAGAGGCGUGGGAGACGGAGGAGGAAGAUUCUCGCAAGCUAUACCUCGCCAUCAGCGACGUCGCAGCAGACGCAGGCGAGGACGAGCAGGCAUACACAUACCUCCUUCGCGCCCUCCGAACCUUCCCCUCGGAGGAAGCUUCCUCCCCAGAAGCCCGCGAGCUCUCCCUUCGCGCCCUCAAGUCCGCCCUCACACACCCAACCCACUUCGACUUCCAGGACCUCACCGACCUCGAUUCGAUCCAGGCCAUCCGCAACUCCGACCCUGUUCACUUCCAGCUUCUUGAGAUCUUCAACUCCGAUCUCCUAGACGACUACAACGACUUCAAGGAUGAGCACGAUGGAUGGAUCGAGGAGUCUGGUUUCGAUGGUGCGGCGCUGAACCGCAAGAUGCGUCUCCUCACACUCGCCUCCAUGGCUGCGUCAGCAGGCCAAACACGCUCGCUCCCUUACGACAAAAUCGCAAAAGCGCUACAAGUGCCCUCCGAAGACGUGGAGAUGUGGGUCAUCGACGUAAUUCGUGCUGGUCUCGUAGAAGGCAAACUCAGCCAGCUGAACCAGACGUUCUUAAUUCACCGCUCAACGUACCGCGUCUUUGGUGAUAACCAGUGGCGGGAGGUUGCCUCGCGGUUGGAUCUGUGGCGGAACAGCCUCCAGGGUGUGUUGCAAGUUGUGCAACAGGAGAAGCAGAGGUUCCUACAGGAGAAGGAGGACGAGGCGAACAAGGCGGAUCAAAAGGCUGAUAUGGCAAGUAGGUUUGGGAACCGGGGUGGUCAGAGGAAGCAGCAGCCUAGGGCUAUUGAUGACGAUUUAGAGUAGAUAUGUAGGCGAGGAGUACAAAUGGCGGAUUUUGUUUGCUUCUACAAAACGUAGGGACGGAGCUGAUGCAUUCACGGUUUUCUAAGGUUAAUGAACAGCGGCCCUCGUGCUGCAGGAUAGAAAAUGCGACACAUACCUUAAUUUCAUGUGCUUUGAGAGG
This is a messenger RNA of Cucurbitaria berberidis CBS 394.84, 1562 nucleotides long. RefSeq names its product PCI-domain-containing protein. The transcript is spliced from 2 exons. The coding region runs from base 89 to 1402 and encodes 437 amino acids. Gene Ontology annotation, biological process: cytoplasmic translational initiation. The record is from RefSeq and is a predicted model, not a curated record. Gene Ontology annotation, cellular component: cytoplasm; eukaryotic translation initiation factor 3 complex. Gene Ontology annotation, molecular function: translation initiation factor activity. NCBI's taxonomy places the organism in Eukaryota, Fungi, Ascomycota, Dothideomycetes, Pleosporales, Cucurbitariaceae.